Molecule: messenger RNA, 1365 nt
Organism: Melampsora larici-populina 98AG31
Lineage: Eukaryota; Fungi; Basidiomycota; Pucciniomycetes; Pucciniales; Melampsoraceae
Exons: 10
Coding region: 1-1365 (454 amino acids)
Biological process (GO): protein import into peroxisome matrix
Cellular component (GO): cytosol
Source: RefSeq, a predicted model, not a curated record
AUGGCAGAAACUAAUCAAUCAACUCCAAAUGAUAUCGGUCCAGAUGGUGAAAAGAUUAAAGAUAUGUCAUUAUACGAACUACUAGGUGUUAGAGGUGAUGCAACUGAUAUUGAUCUUAAAAAAGCUUAUCGUAAGGCUGCUAUCAAAUGGCAUCCUGAUAAGUUCAAGGCUGAGAAACAAUUUGUGUUGAUUGGAGAAGCUUAUCAGAUUCUAUCGGAUCCUCAGGAAAGAGCAUAUUAUAAUAAGAAUGGUAAACGUGAUAAUACUAAAGCUGGACAGACGCCACUUGAAGAUCCUGGAAAACUGUUUGAAAUGAUGUUUGGAGGUCAAAAGUUCAGGGAUUGGAUUGGUGAAAUUUCAUUAGGAAAAGAUAUUGGCAAAGCAUUUGAACAUAAUACUACAGAAGAAGAAAGAGAAACUUUAAGAACUCAAUGGGCUGCGACCAAUGCUAAUGGGACCACGCCACAAGAUACGAUCACACAUGAUUUAGAUUCCUCUACUACUCCUGCUGAACCAUCUGUGAAUGCAGAAAGCGAUGUGCGUCCCACAACACUUGCUUCUGGAUCAUCUCAACCUACUACUACGCCACCCACCCCACCGACGCCGGUUGUGAAACCUAGUUUGAAACAAACACCGGAACAGAGAGCCGAAGCGGAAAAGUAUGAACGUCAACGAAAGGAAGAUACGGCGAAUCGAGUGACAGAUUUGACUAAACGACUUUUGGAAAGGAUCAGACCGUUUGUGGAUGCUAAGCAACCGGGUGAACCGGGUGAUCCGGAAACUGAACGGUUUGCUCAGAGUAUUAAAACUGAAGCUGAAGAUUUGAAAUUGGAGAGUUUUGGAGUGGAGUUAUUGAAAUUGAUUGGAAGUGUUUAUUUUACUAAAGCUACAACAUAUAUUAAAUUACAUAGAUCUAAAUCACCUUUUACGAACUUUCUUGGAUUACCAUCUUUUUUUGAAAACACUAAACAGAAAGGAAAGAUGAUCAAAGAAGCUUGGGGAAUGUUAUCUUCGACUUUAGAUGUACAAAGUGCGAUGGUCGAUUUAGAGAAAAGACAAGAGAAGGGUGAGUUACCUGAAGAUGAAAUGGAACAAUUGAAUAAAGAUUUGGUGGGAAAGUUGUUGUUGAUUUCUUGGAAGGGAACUAGGUUUGAAUCUGGUGCUAUUUUGAGACAAGUAGCUGAUAAUGUACUUUCAAAGGAUUCUCCAUCAGUUACUGAUCAAGUCUUGAUGAACCGAGCUAAAGCUUUAAUGAUGAUUGGAGCCAUAUUUAAAGCUGUUGAACCAGAUGAGACAGAUGAAGAACGAAGAGAGUUGGAAAGGUAUGUUGAUUUUCUCUUAUCAGUUUACAAUGCAAUCGUCUGA